Molecule: messenger RNA, 1273 nt
Organism: Nipponia nippon (crested ibis)
Lineage: Eukaryota; Metazoa; Chordata; Aves; Pelecaniformes; Threskiornithidae
Source: RefSeq, a predicted model, not a curated record
AUGGUUCAGCUCACUACUGUGAAAACAGAGGAAGACGAGAGUGUCCUGGAUUUGUCUUUGGAAACACUUUCUCUAGCAUAUUUUCUUUAUGUGGUGAUGUAUGUUAUUUCCCCUUACAGACGCCUCCACCUCAAUAAGAAAGCCACAGACAAGCAGCCAUAUAGCAUGCUUCCUGGUGUUUCACUUCUUAAGCCAUUAAAAGGUGUGGAUCCUAACCUGAUCAACAACUUAGAAACGUUCUUUGAACUGGAUUAUCCAAAAUAUGAAGUACUGCUCUGUGUGCAAGAUCAUGAUGAUCCAGCUAUUGAUGUGUGCAAAAAGCUCCUUGGCAAAUACCCGAAUGUUGAUGCUAGACUGUUCAUAGGUGGCAAGAAGGUUGGCAUCAACCCCAAGAUUAACAACUUAAUGCCUGGCUAUGAAGUUGCCAAAUACGAUCUCAUAUGGAUUUGUGAUAGUGGAAUCAGAGUAACACCAGACACCCUGACAGAUAUGGCCAAUCAAAUGACUGAAAAAGUAGGCUUGGUCCAUGGGCUUCCCUAUGUUGCAGACAGACAGGGUUUUGCUGCUACCCUUGAACAGGUUUAUUUUGGAACUUCACAUCCAAGGUCGUAUAUUUCAGCCAACUUAACUGGCUUUAAGUGUGUAACAGGAAUGUCAUGCUUGAUGAGGAAGGACGUCUUGGACCAAGCUGGAGGACUGAUAGCUUUUGCACAAUAUAUUGCUGAAGAUUACUUUAUGGCCAAAGCUAUAGCUGAUCGGGGCUGGAAAUUUGCAAUGGCCACGCAAGUUGCAAUGCAAAACUCCGGUUCAUAUUCUAUUUCUCAGUUUCAGUCCAGAAUGAUCAGGUGGGCCAAACUGCGAAUUAAUAUGUUGCCUGCCACAAUAAUUUGUGAGCCAAUCUCAGAGUGCUUUGUUGCCAGUCUAGUUAUUGGAUGGGCAGCUCAUCAUGUGUUUAGAUGGGAUAUAAUGGUAUUUUUCAUGUGUCACUGCUUGGCGUGGUUUAUAUUUGACUAUAUUCAACUAAAAGGUGUUCAGGGUGGUGCUCUGUGUUUUUCAAAACUUGAUUAUGCAGUAGCUUGGUUCAUCAGAGAAUCCAUGACAAUUUAUAUUUUCCUAUCUGCUUUGUGGGACCCCACUAUUAGCUGGAGGACAGGACGCUACAGAUUACGUUGUGGAGGCACUGCAGAAGAAAUUCUUGAUGUAUAGCCACAGCUUUAUAACUGUGAAUGUCAAAAAGAGAAGGGGGGGAGAAAAGUAUUAUAAAUUGUUUAUA